AUGGAAAUUCUGAUUAAUAAUAAGGCACCAGAAGGGUUUUCAGUGGCGUUGGCACCCGCGUGGGCGCCCCCUCACCCCACCCCCACCAACUUCUGCCUGCCUCUAGCCCUUUAUUUCAACGGACUUGCUGCGGAGGGGGGUGGCGGGGAGGGAUAUCUCUCCGGGAAGCAAGAGAGAAGAAAGAGCAGCCGGCUCCUACCAGCAAACCCGGAGGCGGGGACGCUAAGCAAUGCGGCACUCCCUGGCAUCCAUCAGCCGCGGCUUCGGAGGCGGCGGCGGCGGCGGCGAUCGCAGCAUCAACUCCUCUCGGUGGGAUGGAGCGAGCAGAGAAGAGGGACGGCAGCGGGGACCCGGGCAGAAGACGCACUGGGGAGCAGCCCUGACCACAUCGUCGGCGAGCAGCCGCUUCCUCUCCCCGCGGGAGGGGUGGGGGGUGGGGGGAGACCAGAGCUAGGGCCCCCGCUGUCCCAGGUCCUCGCCCGGCCCUGCCAUUCUCGCCUGCCGGAGAAGAGAAGGAAGCGAGCGAGAAUCGAACGCCUGGAUGGAGGAGGCCACGCGGGCAGCCGCCGCCUUUGUGCGCUCGGAGCCGCUGGGGCCGAGGGUGCGGCUGCUGCGGGCCCGGGGGCCCUCAGCCUGUGCGCGCCCGGGCGGCCGAAGUCAGACGCGCCCCUCCGGGUGCCGCCGCGGCCCCUGCCGCUGCCGCUGCCGCUGCGGCUCCGGCUGCCGCUGCUAAAAGAGGACUCGGCUCAGCCCAACUCCUAAUUAUCCCAGCACAGAUCUCGCUGCGACGUAAGCACUCACUCAGCUCGCGCACGCACUCCGCUCCUCUCGCCCUGACUCUUUCGGAUAGGACCGCAAUUUCCGUGGCAUUCAGAUAUCCCGAGCCCCAAGUUUAGCCCGCUCCCGGUCCCCCGACUCCCGGGCCGGCUACUCGGGACGGGCGUCGCGGGGCCAGGCGGGGGAGCGACGCCCCGCAGCCUCCCCACGCCCCUCUCUCACCCUUUGUGUGCAAGACCCCUGAGCUGCCCGGUGGCGAGUGGCUGUUGUAGAUGGUAAUUCAGCGACACAUUUUCUAGUUCCUGUAGGAGGUAAUUUUGAUGUGGAAGAAGUAGGGAAACAUUUUGUACUUUCCGCAUUUGUAGUUGACAGAAAUGUUGAAUUUAGAAAAGACCAGAGUGGUUCCACAGCAUUGGGCUGAUGAUUAAGCCUCCGGGGGAACUUAUAUGAAUAGUAUUUCAACCACUCUGGCUGCUAAAUUCCUAUUGAAGAGGAUGGAAAUGAGCUCGGGGUGGGGGUGGAGGGACACGUUUUCAGAGGAAGGAAAAACAAGUACUCUUUGACUUCUCAUCUGAUAAUAAAACACGUUUCUGGAGAUGCGUUUGAUAGUUCCCUCAGUUUGAUACAUCUGUAUACUAGAAUCAUCAUGAACAGAAGUCUUUGAGGUUAAGAUGACUGUCUAAGGGUUUGAGAAAAAUGAAUUUUCAAAGCACAGCAUGUAUUACUGAGCCUGUCACUUUAUAAACUUUUGGCUUAUAAAAUGUUGAAUGGAGUCCUGAGUUCAGAUUGACUCAAUGCAACAAAUAUCUACUGAGCUCCAUUGGGUGUGAGCCAUUGUCCUAGAGUCUAUGGAUGGGUGGUCUUGAAGAUAAGAAAACAUUAUUGUAUUUGAUGACUAUUAGAACCUUCAGAUUAAAAAACAGGCCUUCUGUUAUUGCUUUCAAGGUGAUGGUGGUGACAAAGAGAAAGAAGAGGGGUGGCAGACCUGUAUACCACUUUAUUAAUUAAACCAACGCAAAGUGAAGCAAACCAGAAUAAGAAAAAUUGUAUACAUACAGAUAGUCAUUAUCCUCAAAGAAUAAGGGAGAUGGAAAAUAAACCAUAUAUAAACACACACACACAUCUAUAUGUAUAUAUAUGGGCUUCCCAGGUGGUGU
This is a messenger RNA of Cervus elaphus (red deer), 1934 nucleotides long. RefSeq lists its product as uncharacterized. The record is from RefSeq and is a predicted model, not a curated record. NCBI's taxonomy places the organism in Eukaryota, Metazoa, Chordata, Mammalia, Artiodactyla, Cervidae. The transcript has 3 exons. The coding region runs from base 1 to 762 and encodes 253 amino acids.